Trypanosoma brucei brucei TREU927 is the source of this 1017-nucleotide messenger RNA. RefSeq lists its product as hypothetical. NCBI's taxonomy places the organism in Eukaryota, Euglenozoa, Kinetoplastea, Trypanosomatida, Trypanosomatidae. The record is from RefSeq and is a predicted model, not a curated record. The transcript has a single exon. Bases 1 to 1017 code for a protein of 338 amino acids.
AUGCUGGCUGAUGGAUUUCGCUUCGCGUUUUCCGGUGACGUGGAGGAAUCAAUUCAGACCACGUCGGCAACACACACCCUUCCUUCUCAAGGGGUGUCAAAAUCCGAGAAACGGAUACCUCUGUUAGAGGCGCCAGUGCACAACCUUACCCGACGGUUGCUCGACGAGUGGUGUGAACCCUGCCGUCAGGACGCGCAGGAGCUGGUGGAGUUGCACUGCAGUGAGUCAACCACUGCCCCACAACUUACACACCAGCGCCCACCACGUGCAACGGAGUUGACGUCAUUCGACGGGAAAGAACAUCGGGAUAUCAUCCCCGGCAAAUACUACGGAGGGCUGAAAAUUUGGUCCUGUGCACCCUAUCUUGUGGAGUAUAUGUUCAACAACAGAAGCACAUUCAAAGAUUUCCUUCUUGGUGCCGCAGAACCGCUGGAUUCCGAACGUGUGCCGAACGCUGGCGGCGGCUGUCGCCAUACAAUAGUUGUAGAGCUUGGUUGUGGUCAAGGUCUGCCGGGCAUCGCAGCCCUUUUACUUGGUGCACACCACGUGAUUUUUCAGGAUUACAAUGAGGAGGUGCUGCAGCUCUGCGUGAAGCCUAAUGUGGGAAUGAAUUUGCUGCGCCAUAUCGACACAGCAGGCGUAUGUCGCGCUUGCGAAUCUUGCUCUCCUGUCGUCCAGUUGGUGGCAGGUGACUGGGACGAUAUGUGUUGGCGGGACCAUACUACCGGUGAAGGCGUGGUUGUUACCGACGAUCGCCGGAUACUUGUCCUUGGAAGUGAUGUGACCUUUGAUGAGGAGGCGUGCUACAAACUCGCGCGGCUUCUGCGACGCAUGUUGUCCACAUCGGGUGGGGCUGCGUACAUUGCGAGCAAACAGUAUUACUUCGGAACUAACGGCGGCGUUGUCGAAUUCAAGCGGUGUUGCGCCGAGGUUGAGCUGCAAGUGUUGGAAGUGGACUCAGCGGGAACAGGAGGGGGAUUGCAGCGUGUCAUUUUACGAGUCGAAUGCAAAAGGUAA